Protomyces lactucae-debilis is the source of this 317-nucleotide messenger RNA. RefSeq lists its product as uncharacterized. The record is from RefSeq and is a predicted model, not a curated record. The transcript is spliced from 2 exons. The annotation marks the transcript as partial. NCBI's taxonomy places the organism in Eukaryota, Fungi, Ascomycota, Taphrinomycetes, Taphrinales, Protomycetaceae.
AUGGAUGCUGCGGCGCAGGGUCUCACAGACAGACUAUGGCCUUCAAAGCCGAAAAGAAAAGGGAGAGAAAGAGUCGGAGCCGCUAGCUGGGUUUUGAGGGUUUCAAAAGGCAAGACUCUCUCGACCAAGGGGGGAAAGCCCAGAGUGCUUGUAUCGCAGCGGUCUCUUGGGCUUGUGGCAACUUGCGAUGCUCUUCCAUCGAGUUCCACCAAUGGGAUUUUUUGUUCCUGUGCGCCUCGCUUAACACUUCCUAAAAGGUGUCAAUGUCACUGUCACUGUCGCUUUUGAGGAAAAUCCAAUAAUUAUAUAUAUAUAUA